This is a messenger RNA of Cylicocyclus nassatus, 228 nucleotides long. NCBI's taxonomy places the organism in Eukaryota, Metazoa, Nematoda, Chromadorea, Rhabditida, Strongylidae. The record is from the annotation of a GenBank genome assembly.
AUGCUACUUUGGAAAUUUUUGGUUCUGAUUGUACUGCCUGCCGCGGCAAAUGGGUGCGUCAAUGCCUCCAAUCCGAAGUUCUUUAGGAAAAAGCCUGCUAAACUAGAUGAGAAGCCUACAGAUACUUCGAAGACUAGAAUGUUAUCAACAAGUGCUUUGAGAACCAUGAUAUCUUGGAAAGUUUUUGUUCUGGUUGUGCUGGUUGCUACAACGAAUGCCAUCCCCUAG